CAAAUACACAGCCACUCUAUAACCUCACUCUAGAUUGAGUGGCUAUUAUAGUAGUGGCCUAGGUCUUGGUUCAUUCGGCCGUUCGGCAUUCGUGCUAGCUAGAGCAACGUUUUCUCCCUAGCUGCCGCGGUUUACUGCCUGAUCUCCGCUCAUCGCUCGUUAUCGUCUGAGCGUCUUGUCAGGUUACGCCGGGGCGGAGUUUGCUCGACAAGGCUCGUAGUAUUAGGUCAAUGCUGCCCUAGAUUUGCGCAUUUGUCUCCGUCUGCAGCGUCUGCAUACAAACCGCUAUUGCAAGGUAGUUUCAGAGCAGUCUGGUGCUUUACCAGCAUGUUUAGGGUUUCUAGUCCUGCAUUUUCCCGUUCUGUGCUCUGAGGCGGUUUCUAAUCCAUAGGCGACUUAGCCCGAGAAGUUAUUCUUCCAGAUUCAGAAGAACGACGUACUUUGCACCUUAGUUUAGGGCGGCGAAUACCUGGCCGGGGGAUUUAAAGCGUGGCAUCAUGGACCAGCGGUUCCAGUUGACGGAGCUCAUCGGAAAAGGGUCUUUCGGAGAUGUCUUUAAGGGCAUCGACAAGGAGACGGGCAAGCAGGUGGCUGUGAAGAUCAUCGACCUCGAAGAAGCUGAAGAUGACGUGGAGGACAUUCAAAAGGAGAUUGCUCUUCUUGCAGAGUGCAGGGCACCCAACAUCACCAGGUACUACGGCAGCAGCGUGCACAACACCAAGCUAUGGAUUGUCAUGGAGUUUAUGGCGGGUGGUAGUGUGGCGGAUUUGCUCCAGGAGUCCCCUCUGGACGAGGCGUCCAUAGCCUACAUUCUGCACGACCUGCUACAGGCUCUGGAGUACCUGCACUCGGAGAAGAAGAUCCAUCGUGAUAUCAAAGCGGCCAACAUUCUGCUGAACGAGGAGGGCGAUGUCAAGGUGGCAGAUUUCGGUGUGUCGGCCAAGCUCACCAAGACCAUCUCCAAGAGAAAGACCUUUGUGGGAACGCCCUUUUGGAUGGCGCCUGAAGUCAUUCAGAACACCGACGGAUACGACGAGAAGGCGGACAUCUGGUCGCUGGGUAUCACAGCCAUUGAGAUGGCCAAGGGGGAGCCGCCCUUUGCUGACCUGCACCCCAUGAGAGCGCUCUUCCUCAUCCCAAAGGACCCUCCGCCCCAGCUGGACGACCACUUCUCCAAGCCCUUUAAGGAGUUCGUCAACCUCUGCCUCAACAAGACUGCCAGAGAGAGGCCCAGCGCCAAGGAGCUGCUGAAGCACCGGUUUGUCAAAUACGCUCGCAAGACACCGCGAAUCAUUGACCGUGUGCGGGAGAGGGUGGAGACUUCGGGCGACCGCAUUGUGUCGCCGCGCAUGAAGCCAGACGAGCCUGCGGAUGGACCCCCCCAGUCCGCUGCUGCUGUCGCUGCCGCCGCUGUUGCUGCGGCUUCUGCUGCCAGCAGCGCUCCCAGGCACAACCGCAUGACCAGCUGGGACUUUGGCACGGGCACCAUGAAGCCCACUGAGACGCUCCGCCGCCAGAUCCGCGCUGCUGUGGCCGAUCCCUCCGAAGGGGCCGGUGACGCGCUGGGGCGUGAUGAGGGGGGCGGGGGCGGGGGCGGGGGGGAUGGGAACGAUGGGGGGAAGAGGAGUGGGACGUUGCGGCGCAAGCCGCGUGAUUCCAGCACGGGGACUGUAAAGAGGGGCGCGAAUACGGGCACUGUAAAGGCCAGCAAGGGGAAAGGGGGAUCCUCGGGGGAUCGGGGGGAGGAGCAGGGGGAGGAGGCGGGGGAGGAGGCGGGGGAGGAGGCGGGGGAGGGGGAGGGGGAGGAGGUGGGGGGGAGGAGGGGGUGGCGAAUGGGGAGAAAGGGGGGCUGUAUGGAAGUGGAUGGGGGAGUGAGAGUGAGGGCUCAGGCACCGAUGAGGAAGGGCAAGGCACCCUCACCCUCACCGUCACAGCUGCUCUUCACACUCGAAGGGGGCAAGGGGCGCAGGAGAGGCAGCAAACCGCCGUUGCCUGACGGCUCUCAAGCGUCUGCCUCGGGCGAGGGUGGCCGCAUGGAGGACUCUGCAACAAACAUGGCCGAGGCUCUCAAGGCAAUGAAGGGGGGGAAGAAGGGUGGGGGAGGGCGGGCGAGCAGAGGAGGCGGGGGAGGGGGAGGGGGAGGAGGGCGUGGGGAUGGCAUGGAUGGCGGUACAGUUCGAACAAGGAGUCCCAGAAAAUCGAGGGCAGGGGGGCGCAAGGGUGGAGGAGGAGGGGGUGGGGAGGAGGGAGGAGCGGGCGGGGUAGCAGGCAGGGAUGCUGCAGUGUCAUCCUCGCCUCUGCUCUCCCUUGUGCUCAUGCCCGCAUUCAAAGAGGUAGCAGCGGAGCAGCAGGAGCAGGCAGCUGUGAGGGCAGCAGCGGAUGCAGCAGAUGCACUAGUGGAGAUGGAGAGGUGUGCGCCCGGCUCCUGCCAGCUACUGCUGGCCAGCCUGCUUGGCAAGCUUGGAAAUGCAUCAGAGGAGGUGCCCCCCUUGCGUGACCUUAAAGCCAAUGCUCGCAGGCAGUUUGGGGGGCCAGGGGGGGAGGGAGGGGCGGAUGGACGGACUGACAGGCGACACGGCAAAGGAGGGGAUGAUGACGUCAACAACCUUAGCCCGCUCGGGAGCUUCCUACUCCGCAGAUGGAAAGGCAAUUCGCUGCUCGAGUCCGCAUGAGAAGCAAUCCACCGUCUUUCCGUAAGCUCGGAAAUGCUCAAAUGGGUAGUCUUCAGCUCGUCUUGAUUCCUUCAAUCUUUCACUCCGAGCUGGCCUCCAAGCCAGCCUCCAAAGCCGGCCUCCCAAGCCACCCUCCCAAGCCAGCCUCCAAAGCCGGCCUCCCAAGCCAACCUCCAAGCCGGCCGUCCUCUCAAGCCAACCUCCAAGCCAGGCUUUCCAGCCGGCCUCCCAAGCUGAUGUUGCAGAGUACUAUUCCUCCCACCUGUGUGCACCUGCUAAGCCAAUGCUUCAGCCCUUUUUUCAAACCAGCUCCCAUUCCUGGUUAUUCAGCUUUGCUUCCAGAUCCACGCUGUUGGCGGCACAUCUGAUUGUUAAUGUGGUACGACAUUGUCAUUACAGAGUAAUUUCUCUCUCCUCUGAUGAGUUACUAUGCUCAUGGACCACGGAGGGCUGAUAUAGCUGAUCGUAUAAGCAU
Messenger RNA from Closterium sp. NIES-67, 3147 nucleotides. The record is from the annotation of a GenBank genome assembly. Lineage: Eukaryota; Viridiplantae; Streptophyta; Zygnematophyceae; Desmidiales; Closteriaceae.